Molecule: messenger RNA, 800 nt
Organism: Setaria italica (foxtail millet)
Lineage: Eukaryota; Viridiplantae; Streptophyta; Magnoliopsida; Poales; Poaceae
Product: cysteine-rich receptor-like protein kinase 40
Exons: 3
Coding region: 86-697 (203 amino acids)
Biological process (GO): protein phosphorylation
Molecular function (GO): ATP binding; protein kinase activity
Source: RefSeq, a predicted model, not a curated record
GAUUUGUUCAUAAAAGCUUUCAAGUGAUAGUUAACAAAGCUUUCAAGUGAAAGUUAACAAAGCUUUCAAAGGAACUUUCAGAUCCAUGUCGAAGCCGGAGCGUAUGUCGCUAGCCUUUCUAAAAGACGUCACAUGUGAUUUCAACCAAAUACUGGGAAUAGGUGGGUUUGGAGUGGUUUACAAGGGUGUUCUUGAAAAUGGGGAGGAGGUUGCUGUGAAGAAGCUUAUUAAUUCCCAUGUGGACCUAGAUGAUGACCAGUUUGAGAAAGAAGUUGCAGCUCUUUUUGGGUUGAGGCACAAAAAUAUAGUGCAACUCAGAGGCUACUGUGCUGAUUCAAGCAAGGAAUGUGUGCCGGUGCCGGUGCCGGAAGCCACCGGAAGAAACAAACAUGUCCUGGCUGAAAUACGAGAAAGGCUGCUCUGCCUUGAAUACAUGCCUAACAAAAGCCUUCGUCAUCACAUUUCAGAUGCAUCUUGUGGCCUCGAGUGGCAAGUGAGAUAUGACAUAAUCAUGGGGAUUUGCUCUGGUUUGCACUACCUUCACACGAAACACAAUAUUGCCCACAUGGACCUUAAACCCGAGAACAUAUUACUGGAUCACAAUAUGGCACCGAAAAUUGCAGAUUUUGGUACAUCGAGAUUCUUUGACACAAACAAAUCUCAAAAUAUGACCAAAAACCCUAUUGGGACACUGUAAGCUAAUCGCCUUCAGAAUGGUACCCAUUGUACCCAACUAACAUGUACACAUGUUCAUUCUCUUGCUACAUCAUGCAGUGCAUACAUGGCACCAGAGUACAAGU